Fundulus heteroclitus (mummichog) is the source of this 4357-nucleotide messenger RNA. RefSeq names its product SPARC related modular calcium binding 1 (gene smoc1). The record is from RefSeq and is a predicted model, not a curated record. The transcript is spliced from 15 exons. Lineage: Eukaryota; Metazoa; Chordata; Actinopteri; Cyprinodontiformes; Fundulidae. Gene Ontology annotation, biological process: extracellular matrix organization. The coding region runs from base 279 to 1799 and encodes 506 amino acids. Gene Ontology annotation, molecular function: heparin binding; calcium ion binding; extracellular matrix binding. Gene Ontology annotation, cellular component: basement membrane.
AAUGAAAGUGCAAUGAGGCUGAACCUGUGGAAACCGCGAUGAACAGCUGAUCCUCCCGCUGUGGAUAAAACCUCCGAUGGUCUGCGACAGGUCAUGACGUCCGCUCCCACGCAGGGCACUAUGUGAAUAGGUGUCGGACAAACAGAGAAAGGAAGUUAUCACAACAAGAAAAGAGUGACUGUAUAUUUUCGAGACCUCAAAAUUAAUAGGAAGGUGUUUGAUUUUGCCCGGGUUUGGACAUACUUGUGCGCUGCUCGGUGCGCCACCGACUCUCCAUCAUGUUAUUGCCCAGCGCUGUUGUCUUGACUUUUUCUUGCUUUUUGGCCCCACCGUUCCUCUCUUACCUGCCUCAAGUCUCUGCACAGAAGCCUGGAUCUCGGUGGCUGAUUGGAGAGAGAGACAGUCACUGUGGGACUAUCUGCUCACGGACACUCGGCAAGCAGGUGUGCGGCUCGGAUGGGCGGACCUACGAGACAAACUGUGAGCUACAGAGGGCCCGCUGCAAAGAUAAAACACUGACAAUGGCUCACCGGGGAAGGUGUCGAGUGAAGUUUCUGCUGCCGGUGGCUGCAGCACCAACUUCCUCAUCUGAUGGGAGAGUCCCAGACUCUAAAGAUGCAGGUCAGUCAAAGUGCCAUGUUGAGAGGAACCAGGCUUUGGAACAGGCCAGAAGGCCUCAGGAGUCCAUGUUUGUCCCAGAAUGCAAUGAGGAUGGUACCUUUGCCCAGGUCCAGUGCCACACUCUGACUGGUUACUGCUGGUGUGUCACCACCGACGGCAAGCCAGUGAGUGGUUCGUCUGUGCACAACAGGAGGCCUGUGUGUUCAGGAAACUUCAGUGAAAAUAUGGGAACUCAUGCUGGAAGGAACGGAUUCUCCGUUAGGUCAGUAACCGAUAAACCACCUGGGCCUCCAAACACAGGUAGAAAAGUCUCCUUCCGUUUCUUUCUCACUCUAAACCCAGAUGAUGGCUCCAAGCCCACCCCCACCAUGGAGACCCACAUCCCCCCUGAGGGUGAGGAGAUAACUGCUCCAACACUAUGGAUAAAACAUCUGGUGUACAAGGAGAAUAAGCAAAAUAGCUCCACUUCCAGAAGGCAAGAAAAGGUUCCCUCUUGUGACCAGGAGAGACAGAACGCCCUGAAUGAGGCUCAGCAGAGUUCUCGAGAGUCCAUUAUCAUUCCAGACUGCGGGUCUGGAGGUCUUUACAAACCUGUCCAGUGCCACCAGUAUACUGGUUAUUGCUGGUGUGUUUUAGUGGAUACAGGACGGCCCAUCCCUGGAACGUCAACCUUGUACAAGAUGCCGGAGUGUGAUGAAGGUGCACGGUCUCAUGCUGCAGACACAGAGGACCCAUUCGAUGACAGACCCCUGCAAGGCUGCCCGGAGGGGAAGAAGGGGGAAUUCAUUACAAGCUUGUUGGAUGCUCUCACAACCGACAUGGUGCAAGCCAUAAACUCACCAGCCCCCUCUGGUGGGGGGAGGUUUGUUGAACCUGAUCCCAGUCACACGCUGGAGGAAAGGGUGGUGCAUUGGUACUUUGCCCAGCUGGACAACAAUGGCAGCAAUGACAUCAACAAGAAGGAACUCAAACCUUUCAAGCGGUACCUGAAGAAGAAAGCUAAACCUAAGAAAUGUGCCCGCAAGUUCACCGACUACUGUGAUCUGAAUAAGGAUAAGGCUAUUUCGCUGCUGGAGCUGAAAGGCUGCCUCGGUGUCAGCAAAGACGGGAGCUCAUCGACAAGUGGCAGCCAAGGAACAAGGCAAGGAACAAAACUGUUAAUCGGUCGUCUGGUGUGAAGAGACAAGGAACGAGAAGCUGAAACGGGAGCAGAGGAGACAAAGGCGAAGCACCUGUACGCUUCCUGACGGGAAAUAAAGACGGAGCUGAAAAAUAAAGGAGUUUCUGAAUUGAAAAAAAAAAUAUAUAGAAGAAAGAGAGAAAAAAAAAGAAAAGCAACAAAGCGGCAACAAAAUAUUUGCACUUUUUCUUCCCUAUGUCUGACAUAUUACUUACUUUUACAUGUUUUUUUUUUUUUAUCUUGAAGUGACUGAGAAUUCACUAAGAAUGAGAAUAUAUUUGUAAAGAGAUGACAGGCUCACUACUGGAAGAGCUUGUAUGUGUGUAUUACCAUUUCCCUCCUGGAUGUUUAGUCUGCUAUUUUGAUCCACAGCAUGGUCCAAUCCCAGACCUGUCCAAUUACAACUGCACCCCCCCCCGUCAGGCAUGCUGCCACAGCAGACCGAUCAGUUCAGUCCAAGCAUUGCCUGACAAAGAUGUUGAACAAUCAAAAAAAUUAAAUCAGCGUGAACAUGCAAUUGUAGCUAAACAGCACACAUGCCUGAGGAUUCAGAUUUUUCACCAUAAAAUGAACUCUGUGAAUUCCCUGGCAUUGCAUGGAUCGAUUUAGAUGUAUUGUUUUUUUUUGGCCCCCAAAAAACAGAUGUUUGUGUCGUAAAUAUGUUAUGCAAAGCAAAACUAGCUGCAAGUACAUAGUUGCGUCAGCCAAAACCAGUGCAAGACUGCUAUGCUAUCUGCACAAAAUGCUUCCCACAGUCUGUAUUAGCGAAAAAUGGCAGGCAUAGAAAAGGCAAGAAAGGACAAGGAAUGAGUUUGAAAAAGCACUGGAGUACUUCAGACACAAUAGCUGUGGUAGUGUAACGUAUCUUUCCUUUAGAACCCGGCAGGUGAUUGUGCAAUGUUAAAGCUGGGUUGGGUAGUCUGAGCAAAAAGACGGACUCAGGUUCUGGAAAACCGUCAGUUCUAAAAAGAUUGUUCUCUUGGUUCCUCCUUAAUGUCAUCCACUUGUGUUGCAUUUCCCCUUUAAGCUCCACUAACAGUAUACUUGCACAUCCUUAACUUUAAACAGGCAUCAAAUUUGGAUGUUUGUGCCCUAAAGGUUUUUGCAGAUGAGCCUGGUAUGAAAAAUGUGAAACUCCAACCUUAUAAAGGGGCACAUAUCAUUUUGAAGAGAUCAUUUUAAUUGAUGGACUGCAAACCAUUUAUUACACAGCAAAGAUAGCUGUUAUAUUUCACCUAAUUCCAUUGCCAUUUACUCUGCCUUGCAAAAUUAGGCAUGUCCCUUUAGGUUUUUUAGAAUUCGUCACUUUAAAACUUCAGUAUAUUUUGUUGAGAUCUAACCUUCAUGGCCUACAUUAAGCAAUGCAUAAUGGUAGUAAGGGAUGAGGAAAACAAUACAUUGUUUUCAAUUGAUUAGAAAUAAAAAAUCAUAAAGUCUGUGCAUUUGUAUUCAGCCCCCUGAAUACUUUGUUGAAAAGCCUUUCAUUGCAAUAACAGCUGCAAGUCCAUUUCAAGUACUUUCUACCAGUUUCACCCUUCGAGCGACAGUCAUUUUUGUCUGUUCUUUCCAAAACAGCUCAAGCUCAGUCAGAUUGGACAGAGAGCAUCUGUGAACAUAAAUUUUCAAGCCUUGCCUCAGAUUCUAAGACAGAUUUUUUUUUCCCCUGGACUUUGACUGGGCCAUUCUAACACAUGAAUAGGCUUUGAUCUAAAAGCACUCUAUUGUUGCUCCUGCUGUAUGUUUUGUGUCAUCCUGCUGGAAGGUGAAUCUACAGCCUAGCCACAGUCUGUCGGAGCCCCUAACAGGUUUGCUUUCACGACUGGCAGAGCAUCCCCACAGCAUGAUGUUGCCACCACCAUGUUUUAAUGCAGGAUUGGUGUAUUCAGGAUUAUGGGAAGUUUUGUUUUUUCUGCCACAUAUAGUUUCUUCUUGGUAUGUUUUUUUUAUAACCUAAUCCUGCUUUAAACAUCGUCACAGCUUUGUUUCUGAGCUGUCUGCUGUGUUUGUCUUCAUGAGGCUGUUCCUUUGUUAGUGUCCUCUAAUGAACCUCUGAGGCCCUCAAAGAACAGCUGGACUUAUACAUUGUGUACAGAAGGAUUUAUUUAGUAAUUAGGUGGCUUCUAAAGGUAUUCUGGUAUACUGCAUUUCUGUUUAGGUGCAUCAAAGUAAAAGGGGUCUGAAUACAAAUGCACACCACACUUACACAGAUAUUUAUUUGUAAAAGUUUCAGAAUCGUGAAUCCUUUUUUCUUCCACUUGACAACAAUGCUGUACUUUGUGUUGGUUUAUCAUCAUAAAUGUCAUUGACAUUUAUGGUUGUAGAGUGACAAAAGUUGAAUAACUUCAAGUAGAGCUAGCUGGAUGAUAUACAAAAAAAAAACAUAUUGAUAAAAUAUAAAUCAUAGACAUUGAUAAUUAUCAAAAAAUUCUACACAGAUACUUUAAGUACAGCCCCGGCCAUUUUAUGCUAUUGCCUAAUUACCUAUUUUAAAUAAAGAACAGAUAAACACUGAAUUCAAACUCAACCCUUUAUUCAAUCAACUUUUUACUAGUUUUU